AUGGCUCCAUCACAACCCCAGACGACACCUGAGGCGGAUCCUCAGUCAUCGCAGGUACCUGAUCGUGCUCAUGAGGCUGCACCUGAGCGUGCACCUGCGGCGCCUCAGGCUUUUGGAGGAGGACCAUCUGAUUUAUCUCAUUUUCCUCUUUACCCCGACCAUGUUGCUAGACAUAUCUGGGACGGACGGUUGAAAGAUUUGACCCAGUGUAGAUACAUCCUAGUUAACUGGGAUAUGAUUAACGCUUUCGUUGAGAGGUCACAACAUGAGACGUCGUUUCACCUAUCACAUGGUGAUAUGACGAUGACACUCAUCUACAUCGCGUGUCUGUUGCAUGUUUCGAUCAGAGGGACAUUCUUGGAUCAUGAGAGGAUCGAUAAAUAUGAGGCGUUGUAUAUGUUGGUUGAGAGGAUGGAAGUUACCCUCGAGAGUGCCAUGGGAGAGAUUGAUAAAUCCCGAGGUAGUUACAUCAUGUAUAGUUAUUUGACUCAGGUGUUUAUGGAUGAGAUACGACGUGCACGAGAGGAUGAUGGUGAUCUCGAGCAGGUUACCAUUCACAGGAUGUUUUCUAUGAGGGCAUUCCUUUUGUAUCUUAUUGGAACACCGAUUUUUGUGGACACUAGUGUUACUUACAUCGAUAUCAUGUACCUUUGA
Molecule: messenger RNA, 654 nt
Organism: Vicia villosa (hairy vetch)
Lineage: Eukaryota; Viridiplantae; Streptophyta; Magnoliopsida; Fabales; Fabaceae
Product: protein MAIN-LIKE 1-like
Exons: 2
Coding region: 1-654 (217 amino acids)
Source: RefSeq, a predicted model, not a curated record